Porites lobata is the source of this 314-nucleotide messenger RNA. The record is from the annotation of a GenBank genome assembly. Lineage: Eukaryota; Metazoa; Cnidaria; Anthozoa; Scleractinia; Poritidae.
AUGGCCGAUGCUGGCGCACAAAAAGCUUACAGAAUUAAUGUGGUAUCGUCUUGCGAUCAUCAGGCCUUAAAAGAAUGCUUAGACAGAAACAACGGUGACAGAUCUAAAUGCAUAAAAGAAUGGGAAGACUUUCAACGCUCCUGUGCUGAAAAUAAGAGGUGCUUUAUAGUGAAUGUUAUUUCAUGUUCCUAGCCUUGUUGUAUAUGAAAUGGGGUCAUCCUCGGUGUAAAAACCUGUGAAGUUUUUCUUUGUUUUCUAACUCUUAUUUACCUUGUCUCUAUUGUGUUGACUUCUCAGCGGCUUCUUUGUAUUAA